AUGGCCGAGCUGCUGCGGAGCCUGCAGGAUUCGCAGCUCGUCGCCCGCUUCCAGCGCCGCUGCGGGCUCUUCCCGGCGCCGGAUGAAGGCGCCUCCGAGAACGGCGCGGGCCCCGCGGAGGACGCGGCGCGGGCGCCCGGGCUCGGGCAUCCCUCUUCUGCCCGCGGCAAGGGCGGCGGGGGGCUGGCCAACGGGCUGCGGAGAGUCUCGGCCCCGCAGGCUUCACAGAAGUACAUUGUGAAGAAUUAUUUCUACUAUUACCUCUUCAGGUUCUCAGCUGCUUUGGGUCAAGAAGUAUUCUACAUCACCUUUCUUCCAUUCACGCACUGGAAUAUUGAUCCUUAUUUAUCCAGAAGACUGGUCAUCAUAUGGGUUUUGGUGAUGUAUGUUGGCCAGAUAGCCAAGGAUAUCCUGAAGUGGCCCCGCCCCUUCUCUCCUCCUGUCGUGAAACUAGAGGAGAGAAUGAUUGCCGAGUAUGGAAUGCCAUCCACCCACGCCAUGGCAGCCACCGCCAUUUCCUUCACCCUCCUCAUCUCUACGAUGGACAGAUACCAGUAUCCCUUUGUCUUGGGGUUGCUGAUGGCUGUGGUGUUUUCCACCUUGGUGUGUCUCAGCAGAAUCUACACCGGGAUGCACACGGUCCUGGAUGUGCUGGGUGGCAUCCUGGUCACCGCGGUCCUCAUUGUCCUCACCUACCCAGCCUGGACCCUUAUUGAUCGCCUGGACUCGGCCAGCCCCCUCUUCCCCGUGUGUGCCAUCGUGGUGCCGUUCAUCCUGUGUUACAACUACCCCGCAUCCGACUACUACAGCCCAACCAGAGCGGACACCACCACCAUUAUGGCCGCAGGGGCGGGGGUGACCAUAGGGUUCUGGAUCAAUCACUUCUUCCAGCUCGUGUCCGCACCCACUGAGUCUCUCCCUGUUCUUCAGAACAUCCCGCCGCUCACCACCGACAUGUUGGUUUUGGGUCUGACCAAAUUCACUGUGGGGAUCGUGUUGAUCCUCCUGGUGCGCCAACUUGUACAAAAUCUCUCACUGCAAGUGUUAUACUCGUGGUUCAAGGUGGUCACCAGGAACAAGGAAGCCAGGCGGAGACUAGAGAUCGAAGUGCCUUACAAGUUCGUCACCUACACGUCAGUCGGCAUCUGUGCUACGACCUUUGUGCCGAUGCUGCACAGGUUUUUGGGAUUGCUCUGAGCCUCAAGUAGUUGGAAGGCAGCCCACUGGAUAGGAGGAUCAAAACAGGAAAGUGGUUAGGUGGGCAAGUUUGGACAAUACAUUUUUCUUUAAAAAAAAAAAAAAUCCUAAAUCACAUGUCUGUCUUGCUGAUGUCAGAGAUAAAUGUUGCUGCUGUGUGAAGGGAAAUACAGCCUCCUGGAGACCGUCAGUGUACAAGCAUCACGCCGCACGUCAAGCCAGGCUAAGCCCAGGUCAGUUCUUUAAGGGUCCCUCACCCCAGGGACCUUGGACCUAGUCAUGGGAUGGCAGGAAUCAUGGCCUGGCUUGGGAGAUCCAAAAGAGACAGGCAUGAUCUGAGAGGCUGGAGGCCAGGCGUCUCCAGUUAUGACCUUGCCCAUCACUGAGUCUCAGGUGCAAACUUGGUUGGUGCAGAGAAGGGGUGUCACUGUGUAAGACUGCAUUGCUUGGACAGGGUGGCUUUGUUUUUUUAUGAUCGCACUAGGCUGCACCUGCCUGGGUGGCGAGAGCGCUGUGGACCCCCCUGUAGAGCGAUAAGAGGCGGGGGCAACCCUGGGAGAUGGUGGUCAAACGCCUGUGUUCCCCAGAGUCCCGUUGUCUGUGGGUGUGCGUGUUGAAACAGCAUCUGCCCCUCCUUGUGAAUGCGUUUUGCAGAAUUCCAGGCAGCGUGUCUACACUCUUCUGAUCCAGGAAGCCCGCUAGCUGCUCCCACCUCACUUCAUCUGGGCUUCUCAGAGUGUCCUGCUCUCUCCUGCUUCACAGGGACUUGGGACCAGCCCUCAGCCCAUCUUUAGGUGUUUUUUGUUUUGUUUUGUUUUUUGUUUUUUUUGCUUCCUUACAGACUGGGGAGGCCCUGUCUGCUGCCUGUGUAAGUGGAUCAAUAGAACAGAUGAACUGGAUCCCUCCCGGGGCCUGACGAGGUGGGGGGAAUAGGCCUCCGGGACAUCACUCCACCAUUUCUCAGUUACCUUCCGUAAACCUAUUUUCUCACCUACUAAAUAGAAUAAGGGGCUCCCCCUUCCAUCUUCCCACCUCUUAUCUCUUGGCAAUUUUUAAGGGUAAUUAAUGCAAGAAUAGUGUUGGCCUCUCUUGGGAAAACAGGCUGACCGAACGCAACACACCCUUUAAGCCUGUGCAUAUCUUCCUCAGACUGAGGCGAGCGAUCUUGUGCAAACGCCAGCAGCUUCCUUCUGAGGGCUCCUCUUCGGUUCCAAAGGACAAGGAACAAGCAUCCACAGUUUUCUGAAAAGUUCACGUAGAUGUGUAGUUAAGGAAGUAUCCUUUGUGGUAUGGUGCCCAACCCCCUUGGAAUCCCAACACGCCAUCUCCCUACGCACUCCUCGGGGGACAGUUAGCCUGCCUGGAAAGGUAGGCUCUUCCCUUGACCCCCAGUGUGAAAACUGAAAACCCCAUUUGUCCUGACUGCAAAUAUGUCCCCUGGCCAUUCUGCAGGGAUGAGCUUUGCUAUUUGGCUUUGUGCUCCUGUCUAUUUAGAAGACCAGUUUUUAGGAAAACCUUUCGCUUCUCCUUCAAAUUCUUAUGACAUCUCCAUAGUUCGAAGGCAGGGAUCAAAAUGACCUGCCACUGGAUUGUUCUUACAGUGAACUCUGACCAGUAUUUGUGGCACCAUGAUGGGGGGCCAUGGGAAGGGGGAGGGGCCCAACUUACGGGCACCCCGUCCUCUGCCAGCCCCACCAGCGCAGUAGAAGAGGCAUGUCCCUGCAGCCUGGAUAAUUAUUUAUGUAAAAUGAUUUUAGUUGAUUUUUCUGAAGCUGAUCAGCAAAAGGAUCAGGUCUUUCCAGUUGUAUCUUUUGAAAGGAGAGGCCAUAAUUAUUGUCAAAGCAGUGGGUGUUGGCAAUUCACGCAAGCACUUAUGUAACAUUUUUAACGCUGUUCCUUUUAAGUCCCAACAAUAGGACCCCAAUCAGCUGUAUUAGUGUAUUUAAGGCUGUAUUUACACAAUUGGGUUGAGGAUGAGCACAUUAGCCAUAGCACAUUAAGUAAUGACCCAAGGGCUUGUCACGGUUGGUCACUUUUUGAAGUAUCUUGUUUUGCAACUGGAGAAUAAGAAGUAUACAUGUAUUGGUGAAGAUGAUUUUGGUUUUUGAGCUCUACUGUUCUGUGGCCUGGAUUCGGGCAGAAACGGAUCAGGAAAGUCACUAUCUGCUUCCUACUCUCGCUUGCCGGCCUUCGUCACUCGUUUCACACACCCUCCCAGACACGCUCUCUCACACACCCCACGCGUGCCCCUUCAAAGAGUAGACCCUAUGGCUCCUUGGGGACAUUUGGAUUUUCUCUCUGGGGAAAGACUGCCCCCUGCUGGUGUAGCCUCGGCUGUGGCCCGGAGCGCCUCUCCUUCAGGCGACGUGGAGAUUAUGAAUUUAAGAGUCAAGCUCCCCGUGAUGAAUCCAAUAUAGGCUUAGGACCGGUGGUCUGGCCAGCCCUGCAUUUGGAAACCGUGACACCAAAGCCCGCAGGUCUACUGGCACCUCUGGGACCCAAGCAGAACAUGUCGUCUUCCUAACUGUCCUCAGCCUGUCCCCAACCCACUACCACUCCAGGCCAGGACCUCCAACCUGUACCAUCAUUCUAAACAGCUCUCACUCCGUACUGAUUUUGCUCAGACCCGCCCAGGAACAAUAUGCAGAAGGAAACACAGAAGGGACCUUGAACUCAAAACCCUUGAAUGACUGUGGCUGAAAUCACUCUACAACAUGCCCUGAUGGUAGCACUGUAACAUGGAAUCUUCUAGUCCAAGUAGGCAACUUUGUGCUUCCCGAGUGUAAUCGAAGCAUGUGGUGUUUCGGGGCCAUAUGCUCCGGGUUUCUAUUUUGGAAGGUUUCAGAUGGCUUGCUUAUGUACUGUAUGUAAAUUUAUUCUUUUAAAAAUAAAAUGAUUUUUCGUUUGA
Molecule: messenger RNA, 4105 nt
Organism: Hyaena hyaena (striped hyena)
Lineage: Eukaryota; Metazoa; Chordata; Mammalia; Carnivora; Hyaenidae
Gene: SGPP2
Product: sphingosine-1-phosphate phosphatase 2
Exons: 5
Coding region: 1-1197 (398 amino acids)
Biological process (GO): phospholipid dephosphorylation; sphingosine metabolic process
Cellular component (GO): endoplasmic reticulum membrane
Molecular function (GO): sphingosine-1-phosphate phosphatase activity
Source: RefSeq, a predicted model, not a curated record